CCCAGUGCUUGGCAAAUGCCCCAGGGUGGUGUCGAUGAGGGUGAAGAUCCUAGAAGUGCAGCAAUCGGAGAAUUAAGAGAAAAGACAGGAGUUAGUUCAGCAGAAGUUAUUGCAGAGGUACCUUAUUGGUUGACAUAUGACUUCCCACCUGAAGUCAGGGAAAAGCUUAAACAUCAGUGGGGAUCAGACUGGAAGGGUCAAGCACAGAAGUGGUUUCUUCUUAAAUUCACUGGGAAGGAUAAAGAAAUCAAUCUGUUGGGUGAUGGGACUGAGAAAGCUGAGUUUGGCGAGUGGUCAUGGAUAUCUCCAGAACAAAUAGUUGAGCUUGCAGUGGAUUUUAAUAAGCCUGUUUACAAGGAAGUUAUGACAGUUUUUGCUCCAUAUCUUUAG
Quercus lobata is the source of this 390-nucleotide messenger RNA. RefSeq names its product nudix hydrolase 26, chloroplastic-like. The record is from RefSeq and is a predicted model, not a curated record. Gene Ontology annotation, biological process: ribose phosphate metabolic process; nucleoside phosphate metabolic process. Lineage: Eukaryota; Viridiplantae; Streptophyta; Magnoliopsida; Fagales; Fagaceae. The transcript is spliced from 5 exons. Gene Ontology annotation, molecular function: guanosine-3',5'-bis(diphosphate) 3'-diphosphatase activity; bis(5'-adenosyl)-pentaphosphatase activity. The coding region runs from base 16 to 390 and encodes 124 amino acids. Gene Ontology annotation, cellular component: chloroplast.